AUGAAUGGAAUGACAGUCAAACCUUUCAAAAUCGUACAUAUAUGGGGGGGCGGCUAUGCUUCUCAUAACCUUUUGGGAACUAGAACCGGCGUUAAUGAUAUUUCGAUUAAUUAUUCUUGUGACCGUAGGUACUGUGCAAACGCAGCGCUAUGGGGCACUGAUUUAUAUGGGUUCUACACUACACCAACUAAUGUCACAUUAGAAAUAACUGGUUAUUUUUUGGCACCACAAAAUGGAUCAUACACAUUGAGUUUACCAUCUAUUGAUGAUUCCGCAAUUUUAGAGUUUGGAGAUGGAGCUGCAUUCUCUUGUUGCAACCAGGACGCAGCUCCACUUGUGCACACUGAAUUUACUAUUAAUGGGAUUAAACCAUGGGGUGGCGCGGUGGCAAGAGCAUCUUCAACAACAACUCUGACAGCAGGUAUCUACUAUCCACUGAGAAUUGUUUACUCCAAUGCAAGAACAGACGCAAGACUAUCUCUAGUUGUUACACUUCCUGAUCAAACAACCGUGAGAACCUAUGAAGGAUUGAUAUACUCUUUCGCGGAUUCUCCGGAACAAGAAGAUUGUAGUGUGAUUUAUCCGGAGACCACCACCUCGUACACAGCAUGGACAGGAUCUUCCACAGUUACUUACUCCACUCAGACAACCGAAACCGUCGGCUCUGAUGGCAGAACGACACCUGAAACAAUUUAUCACGUCGAGACACCUGCACUUGUGUCCACGUCGUACACAGCAUGGACAGGAUCUUCCACAGUUACUUACUCCACUCAGACAACUGAAACCGUUGGUUCGGAUGGUCUAACGACACCGGAGACUAUUUUCCAUGUCGAGACACCUGCACUUGUGUCCACCUCGUACACAGCUUGGACAGGUACGUUCACAAGCACCUACGCAACAUCCACUGGUAUAUCCACUGGCAGUGACGGUAUUGUGACUACUGAAACAUUCUACUACGUUGAAACACCAAGUGCUCAAACUGCUUCUACAAGUUACACAGCAUGGACCGGUUCUUUCACAAGCACCUACGCAACAUCCACGGAAAUCUCCACUGGCAGUGACGGUGUUGUUACCACUAAGACUGUCUACUAUGUCGAGACACCAUCUGGAAACGCUGCAACCACAAGUUACACACCAUGGACUGGUACGUUCACAAGCACUUACGCCACAUCCACUGAUGUGUUAACGGGUAGCGAUGGCGUUGUUACCACUGAAACUUUCUACUAUGUUGAAACUCCAGGGUCAGCUUACUAUGGUAACAGUACGCAGAGUACGAUUUCAAGUACAGUUUCAACCUCCAAGGAGCCAGCAAGCUUUGUCUCAAGUACGGUAUCUACAACCCCGAAGAGCGCCACAAGUUCACCAUCGUCGGAAACCGGAGGCGAUAUUAGCAGCACUAAGACAACAGUGAACUCUGACAGCUCUUCAUAUUUUGCCUCAACAGCCAGCCCAUACACAAAGUCUGCAGCAUCAAUCGCCACAAGCGGUAACAGCAAGUCUGUGGUUACUACCACUGUAAAUGGUAUGGUGACUUCAUACACUACGAUAUGCCCAGCUUCUGACAGUACCUCCAAGGAGUCUGUCAUAACAGCUAGCUCACAAUCAGGGUCUGCUGCAUCAAGUGUGACAAGUGGUAACAGUAGGUCUGUGGUUACCACUACCAUGAACGGUAUGGUGACUUCCUACACCACGACAUGCCCAGAAUCCGACAGUGUCUCUUCUCAGUCAACAACCAUUUCCGAUAACCAUUCAGAACAUACUUCUAGUCCUAACGCUGCUUCAGAUAGUAGUGCUACUCCUGAGAAUGAAACAGCUUCCCCAGCACCAGAAAAAGCUUCAAGCAAAGGUUUUUCUGUCUAUUCAACCACACAAACUCCUCAAUUUACCAGUGAAGCUUCAAAAAGCGGAGCUCCAAAAGAAUCGGUUGCGACGACAACAUCAAAGCCAAACGGCUCGUCCAACAGUGGAAGUGAAACAUACAUACAGUCAACAUCUGUCACAGUUCCAAGAACUACGGAUUUUGCUGGCUCAACUGUGGUCUCAAACACCCUUUUGAGUGAGACCUCUGCGCCGCAGUCACCACAAACUGUUUCUCCACAGUUGAGCACUUCAACAAGAGCCCCACAAUCAUUGUCAACUCUUUCUGUUUACGAAGGUGUGGCCAACAGACUCAGAGCUGGUGUUCUAUUUGCUCUACCACUCGCGUUCCUAUAG
Zygotorulaspora mrakii is the source of this 2214-nucleotide messenger RNA. RefSeq lists its product as uncharacterized. Lineage: Eukaryota; Fungi; Ascomycota; Saccharomycetes; Saccharomycetales; Saccharomycetaceae. Gene Ontology annotation, biological process: flocculation. The record is from RefSeq and is a predicted model, not a curated record. The transcript has a single exon. Bases 1 to 2214 code for a protein of 737 amino acids.